GGCCGACCACAGGUGACGUCUCAGAGAGGCUUCUCAUCUUCGUCGUCUCCAUAUGUGCUAGAUCUCUUUCUCUUUUCCUUGUGAUCUGAGGAAGAAGAUUAGAAGAAGUUGCCAGUUUUUCUAGGGUUUUUGUUCAAUCUGAUUUAUUUAAAUCAAGGAAAAUGGCGGCUCCACCAGCUAGAGCUCGAGCGGAUUACGAUUACCUCAUUAAACUUCUCCUAAUUGGCGACAGCGGUGUUGGUAAGAGUUGUCUCCUUUUACGAUUUUCAGAUGGUUCCUUCACCACUAGUUUCAUUACGACUAUAGGUAUUGAUUUUAAGAUAAGGACCAUCGAGCUCGAUGGAAAACGAAUCAAACUGCAAAUCUGGGACACUGCUGGGCAGGAGCGAUUCAGGACAAUCACAACCGCUUAUUACCGUGGAGCCAUGGGUAUUCUGCUGGUGUAUGAUGUAACUGAUGAAUCGUCAUUUAACAACAUCAGGAAUUGGAUCCGAAACAUAGAACAGCAUGCAUCUGAUAAUGUAAACAAGAUACUGGUCGGGAACAAGGCUGACAUGGAUGAAAGCAAAAGGGCCGUUCCUACCUCUAAAGGUCAGGCGCUUGCUGACGAGUAUGGCAUCAAAUUCUUUGAGACUAGUGCAAAAACAAAUAUGAAUGUGGAGGAGGUGUUCUUCUCAAUAGCUAGGGAUAUAAAGACAAGACUUGCUGAAAGUGACACAAAGGCUGAGCCACAGACCAUUAAGAUCAAUCAACAAGGGCAGGCAGCAGGAGGGUCUUCUGAAGGUGGUCAGAAAUCAGCAUGUUGUGGGUCUUAAAAUGGGUUGAAGUAAGUUGAUUUUAUAGUGACAGCAUAACAUUAAGAAGGUUGCUUGUAUUUUUUUUUCCUCAGCAUUCUAAAUUUUAUUUUACCAACUUGUGUUUCAAAAGCUGCUUUCCAUCAAUGCAUACAUCCAUCUUUUUAUCAUUUUCUCA
Cynara cardunculus var. scolymus (artichoke) is the source of this 972-nucleotide messenger RNA. RefSeq names its product ras-related protein RABE1a-like. Gene Ontology annotation, molecular function: GTP binding; GTPase activity. Gene Ontology annotation, biological process: regulation of exocytosis; protein secretion. The transcript is spliced from 9 exons. The record is from RefSeq and is a predicted model, not a curated record. The coding region runs from base 162 to 815 and encodes 217 amino acids. NCBI's taxonomy places the organism in Eukaryota, Viridiplantae, Streptophyta, Magnoliopsida, Asterales, Asteraceae. Gene Ontology annotation, cellular component: plasma membrane.